Molecule: messenger RNA, 1571 nt
Organism: Helianthus annuus (common sunflower)
Lineage: Eukaryota; Viridiplantae; Streptophyta; Magnoliopsida; Asterales; Asteraceae
Exons: 6
Coding region: 331-1497 (388 amino acids)
Molecular function (GO): RNA binding
Source: RefSeq, a predicted model, not a curated record
AUAGGUGAACCGACCGAACCAUAUAGACCUUGAGAGUGUUUGUGUUCGCCACAUCCCAAGAGCACUCUACUAUGGAAAUCCAAGGACUCAGAUAUCCAUUUUCUGAAAAUAGGACCCGGGUUGAUUGAACAUGAGCAUACGGGUUAGUAUGAUUUUGGUUCUUCACAGACACUCUUCUGAUCUUCUUUACAUACGGGGGCCUUCAAAUUAAUGGUUAUUCGUUUACAUAAACACAUUGAAUCAGCAUAGGGAUUCUUCUUUAGCGGCGCUGAUGAUCAUCUUCCCCACAUCGAGCUUUUGAUAACUGGCUGCACACACGGAAUCAAUCGUAUGGCAAGUCGUUCAGUUAGCGGCUUAACAAGACGAUGCGUUGCUUCAUUUUUUAAACCCGCUUUCACCUCCUCUCAAAGGCAAAUUAUACGUCAAGAACCCACUUUUGGUUCACCCAUUUCGUCGAACAGCAGGUGGGCAUUAAGAAACUUGACCAUUUUUAGGCACUACGGGUCACCGACAUCACAUUUAUCAUCUGUGCGAUGCGUGAUAUCAGAAGGCAAACCCAAAUUCGAUAUAUUUGAAGUUGAUCCGCCGAAGAAAUACAAGUGGCAGACAAAGAAACGGCUGAAGCUGAAGAGGAAGAAAGAAAAGCAAAAAAGAAAAUCGGCUAACAAAAAUGACCCCCGUCGUCUCACCAUCAAAGGAUCUAAACGCAAAGGCAAGUUCGCUAAUGCUGAAGAACGAAUCAAAUAUAAGCUCGAAAAGGCAAGACUUAAGGAAUCUUUACUUAUUGAAAGGCUCAAACGGUACGAAGUUUCUAAACUUCAGGGACCAAUGGUGAAACCGGUUGACAUGACAGGUGAAGAACGAUUCUACAUGAAAAAGAUGGCUCAAAAAGGGUCGAAUUAUGUACCGGUUGGAAGAAGAGGUGUAUUUGGAGGUGUUAUUCUUAAUAUGCACAUGCAUUGGAAAAAACAUGAGACGGUAAAGGUCAUUUGCAAGCCUUGUAAACCCGGUCAAGUUCAAGAUUAUGCUAAUGAAAUUGCAAGGUUAAGUGGCGGAAUCCCGAUACAAAUAAUCGGAGACGACACCAUUGUUUUUUAUCGCGGAAAGGAUUAUGUGCAGCCUGAGGUCAUGAGUCCAAUUGACACCUUGUCAAAGAAAAAGGCGCUAGAAAAGUCAAAAUACGAACAAUCACUCGAAUCUGUAAGGCAUUUCAUCGCUAUAUCUGAGAAGGAACUAGAACUCUAUCAAAGGCACGUUGCACUUUAUGGUAACCAUGCUGAUCAUGAACCUAAAACUGUCAUUAAUGGUGCAAGUGAAGGCGCAGUAGAACCAAAAAAAGUCGUAGAAAUUGACAGAUCCAACAACAAACUAUCAGAAAAUGAAGAUGAUUACGAUGAUGACUAUGACAGUGACGAUGAUUACGUUAUGGCCUUAAGUGAUAUGAACUGCACAGAUGAGUCUAGCACUGAAUCAGAUUCUUGUAAUGAAGAAACUUAAUGUAACAAUUAAGUCUCAAUUCUUUUAUCAAAUCCAAGUCCACCAAAAUAGUAAGGAUUCUGUUAUCAUAUCAA